Messenger RNA from Leptonychotes weddellii (Weddell seal), 1839 nucleotides. It is a transcript of the gene KCNF1, whose product is annotated as potassium voltage-gated channel modifier subfamily F member 1. Gene Ontology annotation, biological process: action potential; potassium ion transmembrane transport; protein homooligomerization. Gene Ontology annotation, cellular component: membrane; voltage-gated potassium channel complex. Gene Ontology annotation, molecular function: voltage-gated potassium channel activity. NCBI's taxonomy places the organism in Eukaryota, Metazoa, Chordata, Mammalia, Carnivora, Phocidae. The record is from RefSeq and is a predicted model, not a curated record.
CGAGCGGGCGCUCGCCGGGAGCAUGGACGCGGCCGGGGAGCGCAGCCUCCCGGAGCCGGGCAGCCAGGACUCCCGGGCCGGCGACGACAUCGAGAUCGUCGUCAACGUGGGGGGCGUGCGGCAGGUGCUGUACGGGGACCUCCUCAGCCAGUACCCGGAGACCCGGCUGGCCGAGCUCAUGGGCUGCUUGGCGGGGGGCUACGACACCAUCUUCUCCCUGUGCGACGACUAUGACCCCGGGAAGCGCGAAUUCUACUUCGACAGGGACCCGGACGCCUUCAAGUGUGUCAUCGAGGUGUACUAUUUCGGGGAGGUCCACAUGAAGAAGGGCAUCUGCCCCAUCUGCUUCAAGAACGAGAUGGACUUCUGGAAGGUGGACCUCAAGUUCCUGGACGACUGCUGCAAGAGCCACCUGAGCGAGAAGCGCGAGGAGCUGGAGGAGAUCGCGCGCCGCGUGCAGCUCAUCCUGGACGACCUGGGCGUGGACUCGGCCGAGGGUCGCUGGGGACGCUGCCAGAAGUGCGUCUGGAAGUUCCUGGAGAAGCCCGAGUCGUCGUGCCCGGCGCGGGUGGUGGCCGUGCUGUCCUUCCUGCUCAUCCUCAUCUCGUCGGUGGUCAUGUGCAUGGGCACCAUCCCCGAGCUGCAGGUGCUGGACGCCGACGGCAACCGCGUGGAGCACCCGACGCUGGAGAACGUGGAGACGGCGUGCAUCGGCUGGUUCACGCUGGAGUACCUGCUGCGCCUCCUCUCCUCGCCCAACAAGCUGCACUUCGCCCUGUCCUUCAUGAACAUCGUGGACGUGCUGGCCAUCCUCCCCUUCUACGUGAGCCUCACGCUCACGCACCUGGGCGCCCGCAUGAUGGAGCUGACCAACGUGCAGCAGGCCGUGCAGGCCCUGCGGAUCAUGCGCAUCGCCCGCAUCUUCAAGCUGGCCCGCCACUCGUCGGGCCUGCAGACCCUCACCUACGCCCUCAAGCGCAGCUUCAAGGAACUGGGGCUGCUGCUCAUGUAUCUGGCCGUGGGCAUCUUUGUCUUCUCGGCCCUGGGCUACACCAUGGAGCAGAGCCACCCCGAGACCCUGUUCAAGAGCAUCCCCCAGUCCUUCUGGUGGGCCAUCAUCACCAUGACGACCGUUGGCUACGGUGACAUCUACCCCAAGACCACUCUGGGCAAGCUCAACGCGGCCAUCAGCUUCUUGUGCGGGGUCAUUGCCAUCGCGCUGCCCAUCCACCCUAUUAUCAACAACUUCGUCAGGUACUACAAUAAACAGCGGGUCCUGGAGACAGCCGCCAAGCACGAGCUGGAGCUGAUGGAGCUCAACUCGAGCAGUGCGGCCGAGGGCAAAGUGGGGUGCUCCCGCAGUGACCUGGACAGCCUCCCGCCAGAGCCCGUCGGGGAGGAGGGGCCGAGCUGGAGCAGCCGGCUGAAGAUCUCCCACAGCGACACCUUCAUCCCUCUCCUGACUGAGGAGAAGCACCACAGGACCCGGCUCCAGAGCUGCAAGUGACGAGGGUCUUCCGGGCACAGAUGGACUCGGCCAGCGGACGGAUGGACAGGUGUGAUGGGCCUGUCCGUGACUUCCUGGGAGGGGCUGUCCUUUGUCCCCUCAACCGUCUCCUGAACAGAACUCUGAAGGCCCCCUUGGGCACCUCUGGUGAGGCUGGGUAAGACCCCUCUAUGUUGCCGGCAGUCAGGAGCCCGUGGGGAGAGAGGGGUGUCCAGGAGUCGCGGGCAGCGUGGGGUGACGGAGGCCAUGGUCUGGCUGAUGGCAGGAGCCCUUGCCCGGUUCUGUAUCUCCUUCAAUAAAGCCUCCUGCUCUGUGCACCCACCUGUGUUGUA